Messenger RNA from Diospyros lotus (date-plum), 450 nucleotides. RefSeq names its product disease resistance protein RPV1-like. The coding region runs from base 1 to 450 and encodes 149 amino acids. Gene Ontology annotation, biological process: signal transduction. The transcript has a single exon. The record is from RefSeq and is a predicted model, not a curated record. Lineage: Eukaryota; Viridiplantae; Streptophyta; Magnoliopsida; Ericales; Ebenaceae.
AUGGCUUCCACCAACACCCAAUUGCAGGACGGAGCUUCUCUCCCUUCUAGGUCUAGUUCAUGGAAAUACGAUGUCUUCUUGAGCUUCAGAGGCGAAGACACCCGAAACGGUAUUGUUGACCAUCUCUAUUCGGCUCUGCAUGAGAAGGUCAUUUUCACGUUCAAGGAUGACCAGAGGCUCGAGAGAGGUGAAUCGAUUUCUCCGACGCUCCUGAAAGCCAUCGAAGAGUCGAGAUUUGCCGUGGUUGUUUUCUCCAAGAACUACGUUUCUUCAACGCGGUGCUUGGAGGAACUCGUUCACAUCAUCGAGUGCCAGAAGACGAGGGCGCUCACCGUUUUGCCGGUGUUCUACAAAGUAGAUCCCUCGGAUUUACGAAAACAAAGAGGGAGCGUUGGAGAAGUAUUCGCCAAACACGAACAAUAUUCCAGUGAAGAGAAGGUGCAGAGAUAG